Molecule: messenger RNA, 3695 nt
Organism: Prorocentrum cordatum
Lineage: Eukaryota; Dinophyceae; Prorocentrales; Prorocentraceae
Source: the annotation of a GenBank genome assembly
AGGAAGCGCCGCGCCCCCGCUGUCCUUGCCUUAAACCCAACUUAAUCCUUGCCGGCGCCUGACCUGAGGUGCCCGAACAUGGCCGGCCGCCACCGCCUCGCGGCGCUCCUGCUCGGGGCCUCGCUCGCCGCCGCCGGCGGCCGCGCUCCUCGGCGCCCGCCGGCCAGCGAGGUCAGGCGCGCGAGCGGGCAGGACGGGUGCACGCCCGAGGCCUCGGCGUCGGUCGCCGGCUCUGGACUGUCUUGCAAUUGCAGCUUCUGCACAAAUGCUCUGGCGGACCUCUGCUGCAAGUUCUCCGGCAUCCCAGCCACGCUCCUCGCCUUCGAGGAGGAUGGCCUUUGGGGUCCUCGCCUGGACGAGUUCAACGAGUGCACAGGUGCCAAGGUGACCCUGACCUACACGCCUCAGGGCGAGGACGGCAUGCAAGCGGCUCUUGAGGCCGACGUGGGAGUGCUCUACACGGCCAGCAACGGCGCCACCUUCAGCUCGGAAGGCGCUGGCAUCUACGAUUCGUACAUCGUGCAAGCGCCCUGGAUUCCAGCCAUCGUGGACGGCCUCGAGAACCUCAGUCCGCGCAUCGCGCAGACGCCCUCUCUAGAUUGGCUUGACGUCAACUCGAUGUCGAGGCAGAUCGUCUCCUUCGACAACACCGUCCGAGCGCUGCCUCUGGACGUCGACUACAUCGCCUUCGGCUGGCGCGCCGACGUGUUCGAGCGGUGGGGGAAGAGUCCACCCGAGACUCUGGAGGAGCUUGUGGAGUUGUCCGAGUUCUUCAACGGGAAGGACCACAACAACGACAGCGUGGCAGACUGGGGUUUCUGCCUCACGCCGCAGCCCAACUAUUUCUACGCCUUUGUCGCGCCCGUGAUGCAGCGCAUGCGACGCCUGUGCGGCACCACCGAGGCUGGGGAGACCCCCAUCUGUGACCAAGAGCUGACUGGACAGAACCUUUUUUUCGAUGUCGAGACCUUCGAGCCUCUUCUGGACAAUCCGGGCUUCCGCUACGCCCUCGACCUCCACGCGCGCUUCCUGCGGGCCAGCAAUUGUCAGGACCAGCUCGAGUCGCUGGGUAAGUGCGACCGAAAGUCUGCCAUGCAGAGCGGCCGAUGUGCCGGCGUCAUAUCCAUGCCAGGCACCAUGACGAAAAUGCUGAUGCCCCCAGACGACCAGAAUUACGCCCCCCAGCCACGCUACGCCGAGGACGGAGUCACGGUCGAGUGGGCCGUCGGCGGCGCCGAGAACGGCAGCUAUUGGGGCAGGCGGGUGCGUUUCCCUGGGUCGUCGAAGGCGUACGAUUCCGAGGACGGGACCCUGAAGGACUGCACGCCCGACUUCUGCCCAAAGGCAGUCCCGCACUCGACAAUGCCCGGAGUGCUGGUCAACUAUGCUCCGUUCUUUGCCGAGGGCGGCGAGGCGUAUGCCCUGCGGGGCAAGACGGCGUCCACCAAGAAGGAUCUCAUGUUCAGUUUCUUCGAGUGGCUCGCAAAUUUGCCGCCCAGUAGCGUGCCGCUGAGCGGCCUUUACCGGCGCUCACAGCUCACGCCGGAAGCGCAGGACGAGAUGGUCCAGAAUGGCAUGCCAGAGCAGGUGGCGAUUGACUUGGUUCAGCUAUUGCAGUUCCUUUUCAGAGACGAUGAGACAGAGGGUGCCAACAACGUUCAGGAUCUGCUCGUCCUCGGCUUUGCGGAGUACAUGAACGCUUUUGGCACGCGUAUCUACGACGAGUUCUUGCUGCAGGCUGAAGUCUUCAAUGGUUCGCUAUCGGAUGCGGAGUUCGAGGACAGGUAUGCCGCAGUCAUUUUGGCACUCAAGGGUGAUUACGAACUAAUCAAUCAUAAGUAUGGCCAGGUGGCGCAACUGCAGCGUUGGCGCACCUCGCUUGGCUUCGCGGAGCUCUCCGACCAGGAGUUGUGCGGCAGAUUCGCAGGGGCGAACGGGGCGAACGCCGAAGCGCUUCUUGCAACCGGCGUUGUCUGCCAGUCUCUGGUGCAGUACGUUGCCCAGCAGGUUUUCGAGAUUGUCGUGGUGACAGUCGCCUGUCUGAUUGCCGUUAUCCUAAUCAUCAUGGUUUGUGUGUGGCUCUUGCGCACCAUCCAAACAAGCCGUCGCUUGCAAAAGGAAGCCACCCGGCUCGUCCACAUGCAGGUGGUGGAGGCUGCGGGCAAGGUAUCCGAGAUCCAGGCGCCCUUCGUGGUGAUGAGGGCCAGCGACUUUCUCAACUGCGGCCAGCUGAUUGCCCACGAAUCUGCGCGCGACUCUUCCAAGCUGAUCAGCGUGGACAGCAUCGACGGACAGAUGAAGAACUUCUUGAGGAAGCACUACACCGUGUUCUUUUCCCACCAGUGGCUCAGCUGGGAGGUGCCCGACCCCAGCCAGGUGCAGUUUGCUGCGAUGCACAGGGCGCUCGACGCCAUCUCUGCCAGGACCGGGUUGAGCAUGGACGAGCUGUACGUCUGGUGCGACUGGUUCUCCAUCCCCCAGAGGUGCCGCGCCUUCCAGAAGAUGGCCAUCGCCUCGCUGCCGGUCUUCGCCUCCCUCUGCCACUGCUUCGUCGCCGUCGUCCCCGACAGCUGGCACUCCGACACGGGGGCGGCGGCCAACAAGGCGACCUACCACCGCCGCACGUGGUGCCGCGCGGAGGUCAUGUCCCACUGGGCCCGCAGGGGCACGGACAACAUGUUCUACGCCGACGGCGAAGGCCUCGAGCCGAUGGCGCCGUCUGGCCCCACCGACGAGUUCCUGGAGGCGAUUCAGGUCUUCCACGGGGACCUGACCUGCUGUGGCCGGGGCCACUACGGCGGGGCACCCUGCGACAGGGAGUUCCUGAUGCUGCCAAUGCUCGGCCUGUUUCAGCAGAUCCACGCGAACCGCCACGAGGAGCGCAUGAAGAGGAUCCACGACGUCAUUGAGCCGAUCAUAUCGGACGUGUUCCCGGCCACGUUCGAGUACGCGAGCAGCGCCACGGGCACGAUCGAAAAGCCUCUCUUCGGCGACCUCAUCCAGGCCCUACGUUCCAAGGAGGCGAAGGACGAGGCAGACAAGUCGCGCUGGCAUCGCCUGGGACUGAAGUCGGGCAGGUGCCACCGGCCCGGUACGACCUGCACGGGCGCGCCCAACUACAAUUAUUUCGAAGCUAUGAGGGCAUCGGAGGUCUCGGGGAUGGCGUCGGGAUGGAUUUCUCCUGAGGGUUCGGCCGCGACUUCCAGUAAUUUAUGAUCUAGGAGCGUGUCUGUUUCAGAAAGGUCAAUAGUCAUGACACGGACACGCGCCAGGAGAUCCAGGAUUCUCAGGGGCCCGUCAGAUGCUCCUGAACUCUUGGAACGCAUUCUGCGCAAAUCGUAUCAUAGCUACAUCACCAAUCUCUUGGUGCUGCCCAUCAUGUCCUCAACAGCUUGUGAUUAAGCGUUGAACUCAGCCGAAUUUUUGAUUAAUACUUCACCCCUGUGAUUCAGUCUUAGAUGGUUGUAAAUAGUUUGAUGGCUAUUUCAUCGCAGGUGGGCCUGACGCGAAGAUGUGGCAAUGAUCUCCCCGUGCUCUCUCUCUUACCCACACCAUCGGAUUGUCUGGGACUGCGCACAUACGUCGAAUUCGCCCAGCGAUGAGGUGUGGCCUUGCGACUCAGCUCAUGUUUCGUGCGCGUGACUGUUGCCGCUCGCUCACGGCGCCGUGAGGGAGAAAACGUGGCAGUGUUCGUC